UAAAAUACCCUAAAGUCGAGUAAAUCACAGUCCCUUAUGAAAGCUCAUUGCUGAUUCACCCUUCCACUUCAGCCCAGCCCUGGAAGUUUCCCUGUACCAGGCAAAACCUUCAUGAGAGGAAAGCAAAGAUGAAAGUCUGUGCUCCUUUCACUGUUGUCUUGGCUCUGACUCUGAGCAGUGACUGUGCAAAGACGCGCCACAAAUCUCGGGCAGGAAAAGGCUCAAAACAUGAGUUCACUCGCCCACAAGUGUUUACAGAGGAUGGAGAUUUAUGCAAAUUUCCUUUCCGGUUUGGUGGAAGGUUUUAUCACUCAUGUAUUUCAAAUACAUUUUCCAGAAAGAAAUGGUGUUCAACAACACCUAACUUUGACCGGGACAGGAGGUGGGGACACUGUGCUUUGUCGUACAAAGACCACUCAGAUCACUGUGCAAGCAACCCUUGCCAAAAUGGAGGUACCUGUUCUCUCACCCACAGCCAUAGGAUGUACCACUGUACCUGUCCUGAGGAAUUCACAGGCGAGGAUUGUCAGCUGAAGAAAUGUUUUGACGACAAUCUCUAUGAGUUCUUUGAUGUGGGCGUGAGCUGGUCAAGAGUCCAACACGGAACUGUGGAGCAGUGCAUGUGUGUGAAUGGCCAGAUCGAGUGCGAGCGUGUUGAACACAAAGGCUGUGUUCAUGAUCCUUGCAUGAAUGGUGGAGAGUGUAAAAUGGUUACCUUCAGUGGGAAAAUAGUAUGCGAUUGCAAAGAAAAUUAUGGGGGAAAGUAUUGCAAUAUUGUUCCGAGCCAUCGGUGCUACGUUGGCAAUGGAACGGAGUACAGAGGUACGGCCAAGACAACCAUUUCUGGGCACAGCUGCUUACCUUGGAAUUCAGACCUGCUUUACCAAGAGCUUCACGUUGACAGCACUGGGAAAGCAGUACAGCUUGGCCUGGGGCCGUUCCCUUACUGCAGAAAUCCAGAUCAUGAUGAGAAGCCAUGGUGUUACAUCAUGAAGAACAACAGUUUGUCUUGGGAGUAUUGUGACAUUCCAACUUGUGCAAGCAGGGAAAGGAGGCCACCAGUUCCAGACAAUGUAGGUACUUACACAGUUACCAGAAGACCAUGUGGGAGAAGACAUAAAAAAAGAAGUUUUGUGAGACCUAGGAUUGUUGGGGGAUCUUCAUCUCUGCCUGGAUCUCAUCCCUGGACAGCAGCUAUAUAUAUUGGAGGGAGUUUCUGCGGUGGAAGCCUGGUUCAGACUUGUUGGGUUGUGUCAGCAGCACACUGCUUUGCUAACAGCCCCCUAAAAUCCACUAUUACAGUAGUUCUGGGUCAGCAAAUAUUUAAUAAAACAACUGAUGUAACACAGACAUUUGAAAUAGAGAAAUAUAUCUUGCAUCCUGAGUAUUCCGUGUUCAACCCUACUGAACAUGAUAUUGCUUUGAUUAAGCUGAAGAAGAAUGGCACCCGUUGUGCUGUCAAAUCCCAGUUUGUUCAGCCCAUCUGCUUACCGGAAAGUAACACUGUUUUCCCUGACCAGUUGAAAUGUCAGAUUUCUGGAUGGGGACACAAGCAUGAGAAUAUAACUGGUUAUUCAGAUGUCCUGCAAGAAUCACUGGUUCCACUUAUUCCUGAGGAGAAGUGCAGAAGUCCUGAAAUUUAUGGAACAGAACUCACUGAAAAUAUGUUCUGUGCUGGCUACUUUGAUAGUAAAUCUGAUGCUUGUCAGGGAGAUUCUGGUGGACCUCUGGCCUGUGAGGAAAAUGAAAUCUCUUACCUCUAUGGAAUUAUCAGCUGGGGAGAUGGCUGUGGCAGAGUCAACAAACCUGGAGUAUAUACACGAGUGACAAACUAUGUAAACUGGAUUAAUGAGAAAAUAGCCCCCCGAAAAACUAGUUGAACAGUUAAAUACGCUAGCAUUUGAAGCAGGGUUCAGGAAUCUUCUGGUUUCAUUAAAGUGGCAUAAGUAUUUUAUUAUAAACUGGUAUAAAAACUGUCAUGGUAAUUCAUAGCAAUUCCAAGCCAUAUCACCAAAAGUAGGCCUGAUCAAUCUGAUGUCAGCAGCCUUGAUCUAGAAUUCUGGGGCUGUGGAUUGCUCAGCGUACAUGAAUGUCUUUAUUUGUCUUAAUAAAAAAAAAAACACAAACAUGUUGAGACAGUGCACAAAAAUCUACGACUCUCUGUCUGCCUGGUGGAUUACAUAAAAAGUGAUUUGAUGUGUUUAUGCAGUUUCUGGCCAUCCCCCAAACCAACCCAUAACAACAUUGUACUUGUAUUCUCAGAUGAGAUAGAGAAAUAGACAGGAGGAGCACCAAAAAUGAAAUUCCCUCUCCCUCAGAAGUCAUCUCUUGAAGUUCAGAUCAAGAGACACCAAUAGAAUAUCGUAGGUAAAGCUGCUCCUCAGCUAACUGCAACAAACCAGUUCUGGGGAAAAAACCCGGAGGGUUUAGUUUUUGUUUCAACCAACCAUGUAAGCAUAUUUUUGUAUUAACGUAUUACUAUGUUCCACUGACGUAAAAUCGAGAAUGUGCCUCAGAGCUCUGCUGAAUCUGAUGUGCAAUUUUUCAGCUCCCCUCCUGGGAGCUCAGCGUUUCUUGCUGAAAAGUGUUGGAAUUUGGAGCACCUGAUUUAGGCCAAUAGAGCCAGGACCUUUUUCAGACUGUGAUCUGCUCCUUGCCCUGAAGAUAGCAAUGGAAAUACUUUACCUUGAUGAUAAAUCCCUAAGCGUUUCUUAAAUUUGACAGUGAAAGUGUCUUAGAUUUUGUACUAACAAGUCGUUCAGCUGUUUAGAUAAUUCAGAAAGGAGGUUUUUCUUAAUAGAUUUUUCAACUGGAUGGCUGGGGGAGCAGCUCGAUAUUUUCCUUGGGGAUUUGGUGGUAUCAUAAACCACAGGCCUUGCUGUCAUGGUCUGUGGAAUUGUUAUGGGAACAAUCAAAGAAAUUAUUAAAAUAUAUACCUGUUUAGAGGCCAUGGACUCAGCUGUGUUAGCAAAAAAAGAAAAUUAUUCAAUGACAACAACAACAAACAACAAAGAAAAUUACAGCUGCCUUUUUUUUUUUUUUUUUUUUUUUAAUACAUGCAACCUUUAGCCAUGUCAGCUCUGUACAUUUGAAGUGUUGAUGUGAAAUGUAUUUUUCCCCUGGUAGUGAACACUUAUGAACUCUGUCAAGUGUUUCAAGCAAAGUUGUGCUUUAAGAUACAGAAUUUUAAAGUGGUGCCUAGAUACUCAGAUACGUGUUUUGUUUUAUAGUUCUGGUACUGUCCUCAUGGGUUUCUUAGUAGUGGUGAAUGAUAUCUGCAGUUAAAAGAAACUUUGUAAGGAAAAAUAACCAAACCCUGAAUUUGUGUAAGUACAAAUAUAUAACAAUGCUAAUCUAGUAGAAUGAUGUAAACUGUUUAAUAAAAACAUUUACCCUCUGUUUCUGGGA
Messenger RNA from Chiroxiphia lanceolata (lance-tailed manakin), 3408 nucleotides. It is a transcript of the gene HGFAC, whose product is annotated as HGF activator. Gene Ontology annotation, cellular component: extracellular region; rough endoplasmic reticulum. Gene Ontology annotation, molecular function: serine-type endopeptidase activity. The record is from RefSeq and is a predicted model, not a curated record. The transcript is spliced from 14 exons. Bases 129 to 1880 code for a protein of 583 amino acids. Lineage: Eukaryota; Metazoa; Chordata; Aves; Passeriformes; Pipridae. Gene Ontology annotation, biological process: zymogen activation; blood coagulation.